This is a messenger RNA of Bufo gargarizans (Asiatic toad), 690 nucleotides long. RefSeq names its product prolactin (gene PRL). Gene Ontology annotation, molecular function: hormone activity. The transcript is spliced from 5 exons. The record is from RefSeq and is a predicted model, not a curated record. Bases 1 to 690 code for a protein of 229 amino acids. Lineage: Eukaryota; Metazoa; Chordata; Amphibia; Anura; Bufonidae. Gene Ontology annotation, cellular component: extracellular region. Gene Ontology annotation, biological process: positive regulation of cell population proliferation; positive regulation of receptor signaling pathway via JAK-STAT; response to nutrient levels.
AUGAAAAGCAGAGGGGCGUCAUUACGGAGUAUAGUGCUAAUUAUAUUGGCAGGAUCCAGUGUAAUACUAGAAAGAUAUGGGGUUAUCUCACAACCGAUAUGUCCAAAUGGGGGACCAAACUGCCAGAUCUCCACUGGAGCGCUCUUUGAUCGUGCUGUGAAGCUUUCACAUUAUAUACAUUCGCUUUCUUCAGACAUGUUCAAUGAAUUUGAUGAAAGAUUUACCCCAGGUCGUAGGUUUCUUGCAAAAUCUAGAAUGAGUUGCCAUACUUCUUCGCUAAAUACCCCUGAAGACAAAGAGCAAGCACAGCAAAUACAACAUGAAGAUCUGCUGAGCUUAGUGUUGAAGGUUCUGAGAUCCUGGAAUGAUCCCUUGCUUCACAUGGUUUCUGAAGUUCAAGACAUACAGGAAGCACCAGACACUAUUCUCUGGAAAGCUGUAGAGAUAGAAGAGCAAACCAAACGCCUCCUUGAAGGAAUGGAAAGGAUUGUUGGAAGGAUUCAUCCAGGUGAUUUAGAAAAUGAAAUCUACUCCCCAUGGCCGGGUCCAUCAGCUGCCAUACCAGGAGAUGAAAACUCACGUCUGUUUGCUUUCUACCACCUCCUACAUUGCCUGCGUAGGGAUUCACAUAAAAUCGAUAAUUAUUUGAAGCUUUUAAAAUGCCGUCUUAUACAUGAUGGUAACUGUUAA